Messenger RNA from Ricinus communis (castor bean), 3085 nucleotides. RefSeq names its product pentatricopeptide repeat-containing protein At2g01390. NCBI's taxonomy places the organism in Eukaryota, Viridiplantae, Streptophyta, Magnoliopsida, Malpighiales, Euphorbiaceae. The record is from RefSeq and is a predicted model, not a curated record. Gene Ontology annotation, molecular function: protein binding.
ACCAUAUCUUUUACCAACCAAACAACCCCUAGUGAGAACAAACGACUCGUCAUUUUAUGAUUCCUACUUCCUUAUGAAACAACAUGCAUUGGCUGAACAAACAACGACGAUUUGUCGUCUACAAGAGACCUGACCUCUCUCGUUGAUAAAUGAUAAAUCCGCGCGCUCUGUUUUUUGAUAAUUCAGCUUUAUUUUACUUUAUCUGUUAAUGAUUGACACAAUUUUGAGUUAUUUGUGAAAAUAUUUGUGAUGGUUAAGUUGUUAGAGAUGGUGCAUUUAAGUGGCAUCAGCAGAUUCCUCGUAAAUUCUUUAAUUUCUUCAUCUAUUUGUAAAGAUCUAUUCUUUCACGAUUUUAACACUUCCAAAAAAUGUAUCCAUUCACUUCUCCAAUCCAAACCCACAAAAUCCACUAAAUUUUCAACAAAACCUCCCAAAUCAGUGUUAAACAAAGAUAAAAUACAGAACCCAAAUGUUUACACAAGAAACACAAUUUCAAACAUAUAUAGAAUCUUGAAAUAUUCCACUUGGGAAACUGCAAAAGAACAGAUAUUAAAAUUGGGUAUUAAAUGGGAUUCUUACACAGUCAAUCAAGUGUUGAAAACGCAUCCUCCAAUGGAAAAGGUUUCAGGAUUUCAAGGGUUUAAACAUGAUCAAUUUACGUACACAACAAUGCUUGAUAUUUUUGGAGAAGCUGGUAGGAUUGAGUCUAUGAAUUAUGUAUUUAAACAAAUGCAAGAAAAGGAUAUAAAGAUUGAUACUGUUACUUACACUUCACUUAUGCAUUGGCUUUCAAGAAACGGUGAUGUUGAUGGGGCUAUAAAGAUUUGGGAGGAAAUGAAAGAGAAAGGGCUUUAUCUUACUGUUGUUUCUUAUACUGCUUUUAUGAAGAUUUUGUUUGAUAAUAAGAGAGUUAAGGAGGCUACUAAUGUUUAUAAGGAGAUGCUUGAAUGUGCGAUUCCUCCUAAUUGUCAUACCUACACUGUCUUAAUGGAGUAUCUUGUUGUUUCUGGCAAAUGCCAAGAAGCGCUUGAGAUUUUCAAAAAAAUGCAAGAAGCAGGCGUACAACCUGACAAAGCUAUGUGCAAUAUUUUGGUCGAGAGAUGUUGCGAAGCUGGGGAGACGAACACAAUGACCCCAAUUCUUCAAUACAUGAAAGAAAAUCAUCUUGCUCUUCGUUAUCCUAUCUUUUUAGAAGCACUCAAAAUUCUAAGAAUAGCCGGCGAGUGUGAUGCACUCCUUAAGCAAGUAAAUCCUCAUUGUGCUGCUGAAUCUAUCAAUAAUGAUGAUUCGUCUGAGUUCACUACAAGUGCUUACAAUGAUCCGAUCGAUAAAGGACUUCUACUGAUUCUCUUGAGAAAACAAAAUCUUGUGGCAGUUGACCAUUUACUUGCCGGGGUACUUGAUAAGAAUAUGGUUUUAGAAUCUUGGAUAGUCUCAACCAUUAUUGAGGUAAACUGUAGUCAAUGUAGACCUGAUAGUGCUUUAAUGGCCUUUGAAUACAGUAUGAGAGUGGGCAUAGACCUUGAGAGAACAGCAUAUCUUGCCUUGAUUGGCAUUAUGAUAAGAUCAAAUACAUCUCUGUGGGUUUUAGAGAUUGUCAAGGAAAUGAUUAGGGUUGGGCAUUCUCUUGGACUGUAUUUAAGUGCUCUCUUAAUACAUAGGCUUGGAUCUGCUAGAAGGCCCAAUUGUGCUGCAAAGAUUUUUGACUUGUUGCCAGAUGAACAGAAGUGCACUGCUACUUAUACUGCCAUGAUUGGUGUAUACUUUUCUGCUGGUAGUGCAGCAAAAGCACUUAAAAUCUAUAAAACUAUGAAAAAGAACAGCAUAAAUCCUUCUUUGGGUACAUAUAAUGUUCUUUUAGCUGGUCUUGAAAAAAGUGGCAGAGUUUGUGAAACAGAUAAUUUCAGAAAGGAAAAGAGGAGCCUGAUGGCUGAUGGUAAUCGUUUGAGCUGUCUCCCUAUGGAGGAGAAGAUAUGUGACCUCCUUUUUGCUGGGAGUUUGGUACCUUGACUAGCUCUUUCGGACCAUAGAAAUCCCGUUGCUAUUGGAACAACCGAGAAAAAUGGUGCUGUUUCUAUUAGUGACAGUCAAAUGGCCAUGAUUUUGACUCUGGAUUGUGGUCGUCCUUUUGCCGAUCUAUGAUGAAGUUUGUCUGCAUCAACCACGAGUAACUUGGACAUGACAGAAAUGUGUUCUCAAAGUUCCUUUGUGAUGCAACCUUAUGAUGGAGUCCAUGAACCCACACCUUUGACAGCUUUAGGCCGUGCUAUGAUAAGCAUUAGUGGGAUUUUUUGAUGCUUCAGUGCUUUAAACAAACCCAUUUUUUCUCCAUUUCUUUCUUCUUCUUCUUCUACACUUAGAUUAGAGAUUAAUGCAGUCAACCAUGUAUUAUUUAUUUGACUUGGUGAAAAAGAAGGGCAGAAUAGACAUUAAACAAUUAGAUGGAGAAGCAGCACAGCAGCGACUAGGAUCUUUCCUUUUAUCAAAAAAUUUAUAUACAUUUUCAAACAAUUGAAUUCUUACAUACUUACAACAAAUCAUUUCUUUGCAUUUUCUUGUCCAUGCCUUUUAUUUCCUCUUCUUACGAGCCGCCUCCUUUACAUCUUCAGACCUUAAGCUUUUUGUUUUUCGAAGCUGCGAUUCUAGCUUUCGCAUAAUCCCUUCCCGUUACAGUUAAAUCUGUAAUAAUUCUUUGCUGGGUUCUCGACAUCUCGUCUUUCUGCUUGAUCUUUGAAGUCUUGACUUGUAUUUGAGCUCAAUUUUCAGGUGCUUUCCAAUCUAGCUCAGUCUCAUAUACAAGAUUAGCACAGUAAACUUUUUUACACCCAAUCAGGUUGACUUCUGAUUAUUAUUAUUUUUGGUCGUUUUCAUCUGAUUAUUUUUGUUUUGAGAUCAUAGGAAAAAGUUUACUUCUUUGGGUUUUUCCUGUUCCGUAUGUAUGAUAUAGUUUUGAUUCAGUUUGUGGAACUUCCUUAAUUAGAUUCUCUUAUCUGAUUCAAACUUAGUUUCUAGGUUUUGACUUGCAUUUGAGUGGAACAGAUACUAGCUUCGUCGUUUCUACUAAUAAAGAUAUACAACUUCUUUC